AUGAAAUUAAAAUCGAAGUGUAACAUUAAUUCUGAUAGUCUUAAUAUUGACGACACUAUUAGUAGUAGUAGUAGUAGCGCUGAUUAUUAUUUUAACAGUCAUGAAAAUCUAAGUCCUACAACUGCAACUUUAUUACCAAGAAAUUUAUUGGAUAGUCCAGUACUUAAUGAUCAAACCAUUUUACCAUCAACUUCAUUUCUGUCAACAUCAAAGAAUAAACAGAAAAAUUCUUAUCUACAAAUACCUAUAAUGCAUUUGAAUACAGAAAAUAAUAAAUUGAAGAUUCAAUCUUUUGAUGAUGAUGAUAAUAAUAAUAAUAAUAAUAAUAAUGUCAUUAGCCCUGAUGUUACUAUUUCUACGACAAAAAAUACUAAUGUCAAUCAACGUACUGACAAAUGCUUCACGGGAUUUUAUUUAAAAACUACUUAUUCUGAUGUUACAUUCAUGAUAAAAGAUCCAUUUAUCAUUGAAAAAUUGAUUUUAGUACCAAUGACUAAAUUAUUUCUUUACUUAAUGAAAAAAAGUAAACAUAAAGUUAAUGAAAAUGAGUCAAAUUAUAAUUGCAGUAAAAGCACUACUGUUUACACAACUACUAAUAAUGAAAUAAAUGAUUAUUCAUCCUUAGUAUCGUCAUCAUCAUCACCAUCUUAUUCAUGUCAAUUGAUUCAUUCUAAACGUGUAUUAAUGGAAUUAUAUGAGAACUAUAUUGAAACUUAUGGAUAUUUAAAACAUGCAAAACUAUUUGUUAAAUAUACAUUGAAAGAUUUCCCUGAUUGUGAAGAAAAAUCUAACCUUCUAAAAUUGCUUAAUAAAUAUGAUAGAUCAUUGAGUGUAUUGAAUAAAUCAGAUAAAUUUUCUAUCCAACAUAAAAUUAAUAAUGAUACAUCUGAUUUUUGCUUAAAUGUUAAUACAAUUCCAUCUGAAUAUCAGUUCCCCACAUUUUCAUCAUCAUCAUCAUCAUCAUCAUCAUCAUCAUCAUCAUCAUCAUCAUCAUCGUCAUCAUCAUCAUCAUCAGUCUCAUCAUCCAGUAAAACGUUAUGUCCUUUUCAAAGUUCAUCAUUUUCAAUAAAGGAUUAUUAUUAUCAUUAUCAUUAUCAACAAGAUCAAUUACGUUCAUCAGAUUUGUCUUUAAAUAUUAUAAAUAUAUCACCAUUUGAGUUAACAAAUAAUUUAUCAGAAGUAAAUCAUUUUAAAUCAAAUUAUAUUAUACAAACAAAACCAAUUUCAGCCUAUUAUGGUGAUAGGAAAAAAUUAAAUAAGGUUUCAUCAGAUAAUUCAAAAAGUAAGAACGAUUCAUUAUUCAACAUACGCUACAAAACACAAGUAUGCAGAUAUUUUCAAGAACAUGAUGGUUAUUGUCCAGCUGGAGUAAGAUGUCAUUUUGCACAUGGUGUAAUAGAACUGCGAGAUCCGAAAUCCCAUCCAAAAUUUCGUAGUCAAAUAUGUCGAAACUAUUCAACCACUGGUAACUGCUCAUAUGGUGAUAAGUGCUAUUUUAAGCAUUUCAUAAAUGAUUCGCAGUCAAAAACAACAGAAACAACACCAAGAUUAAAAGUAUUCAAUGAUAAAGAAAAUCCAUCACCUGAUUCAACUAGUCAACCAAUGAAACAUCUAGUUAAUCCAAAAAGAAUGUGA
This is a messenger RNA of Schistosoma spindalis, 1635 nucleotides long. NCBI's taxonomy places the organism in Eukaryota, Metazoa, Platyhelminthes, Trematoda, Strigeidida, Schistosomatidae. The record is from the annotation of a GenBank genome assembly.